Maudiozyma barnettii is the source of this 1107-nucleotide messenger RNA. It is a transcript of the gene LIN1, whose product is annotated as U5 snRNP complex subunit LIN1. The record is from RefSeq and is a predicted model, not a curated record. Gene Ontology annotation, molecular function: protein binding. Gene Ontology annotation, cellular component: U5 snRNP. The transcript has a single exon. The coding region runs from base 1 to 1107 and encodes 368 amino acids. NCBI's taxonomy places the organism in Eukaryota, Fungi, Ascomycota, Saccharomycetes, Saccharomycetales, Saccharomycetaceae.
AUGUCCAACAAAUACUCAAGAAAAAGGCAAUUAACAAAAGAAAAUGACAUAAAUGAGGAAGCUGGUUUUACAAAAAAAGUCAAGUCUAAGGGCAGCUUAAAGUUACUUUCUUCUUAUGACUCGGAUUCGGAUCCUGAUGUUGAGGUAGAUUCAAGCGAUGACAAUACAACUAAUCAGCAAGUAAACAUAGCUAAUCAAAACAAAGGACAAUCUGAUAAUGAUGAUGAAGAGAGUGACAUGUUUGCAUCUGAUAAUAAUUCUAAUGAAGAUAAGACAAAUAAAGAAAUGGCAGACUCGAAAACGGAUGUCACAUACCCAAGCAACUCAUUAUUGAUGGAUAUAGAAAAAUUCAACCAAAGCAAUGAAUUAAAUGAUCUUCGACAAGAAGACUCUGAUAACCAAACUGAAAACAUAAUGACUAACGAUGAUGGAAUUGAAAUUGAAGCUUUUAAUCUUGAUAACGAUAUCGAAAAUGGAAAUUUUGAUAAAGAUGGAUAUUUCAUAAGGAAAAAUGAUUCCGAAAAUGAUUCUUCACAUGAACAAGACAAAUGGAUUGAUAGCACCUCAGAUGUACACGAAGUUCAACUAUCAAAAGAGAAACAAUCUGCAUAUACUAAGAAACAAACUCGAGAGUUAAGAAAACGGACGAGGCAUUACAUGGCUGAAGAUGCCUUAGUUCAUCUGAAAUAUUUUAUUAAAAAUAAAGGGACUAUAUUAACUACAUUAGGUGAUUUAAAUAAAAUCAGAAAGACAACUAAGGAUGAAAUCGAUAAAAAUUAUAUUUCCAAUGGCAUCAGUUUUGUUACUGAUCUAAUUACUAUUCUUGAACAAAAAAACUUUGAAAACAUAUACCAGCUCACAAGGGAGGAUAUAUCAAGAUUAAUAAAAGAAGAAUCAUUAUCCGAGUUACCUCCAGAUGACCCACAGAAUAAAUUGUGGUGCUUCAAAUGGAUGAAAAAUCUAGAUGUUGUACAUGAAAGCUAUUCAACAACAGAGAUGAAGAAUUGGAAUAGAAGCUAUUUUAAGGGGAAAGUAUUGGUAAAAUUCAAAAAUGAUGAUGACAAAUUUGAAAAUUGGAUACACAUUUCAUGUUUAGAUUUUUCGUAA